Eremothecium gossypii ATCC 10895 is the source of this 516-nucleotide messenger RNA. RefSeq names its product AGR064Cp. NCBI's taxonomy places the organism in Eukaryota, Fungi, Ascomycota, Saccharomycetes, Saccharomycetales, Saccharomycetaceae. The transcript has a single exon. Bases 1 to 516 code for a protein of 171 amino acids. The record is from RefSeq and is marked provisional.
AUGCUCUACAGCCAGCGGCCAGCGGCCAUCGAGGCUGACCGGCAGUACUGGCGCCAGCAGCUGCGGCUGCUGGAGCACAUCCAGCGCGUCAACUGCGGCCAGCAGCUGCUGUUCAACUCGUUCCUGGUGCAGCACGACGUGCUGCGCGCGUGCAACAACGAGCGGUGGGCCAACUUCGGCAUGGACAAGUUCAAGUGUCUGUUCCAGCUCAACGAGCUGCUCAAGAGCAUGGAGCUGGACGAGAAGCAGCUGGACGAGAAGCAGCUGUACAAGAUCAACGAGAAGGUCAGCUUCCUCCUGCACGAGAUACAGCCCAAGACGACCCUGUACCUGCUGGACGGCCAGGUCAUCACGACGGUGCUGCUCAACGUGCUGGUGUGCAUCUGCGAGAUGAUAAUCAAGUUCAACCCGCGCUCGGAGCUGCAUGUGGUUCUGUGCCGCUGCAUCGUCAACGGGAUUUCGUCGCAGUUCCUGCAGCCGUACGUCCAGCAGCUAUGGAAUGCAGUCCAGGAGUAG